AUGUUCACUCCAAGUUUCUUUCUUUCUCCCCUUUCCCUUGUCCACAAUCCGCUGAAGUCGACGAACGGCGCGAAGGGCAAGGUGGCGACGACGCAGGCGGCGGGGUCGACGUACGACAUCUACGACGGCUCAUGGGUGUCCGACCGCGCCCACCGCCCCGCCUACGACAUGUCCUCGUGCCCCUUUCUCAAGUGCGAAUCGCGUGAGAAGCAUCCCUUCCUCGCCUGCACGUGCAGCCUCACCCUGCAUCCCCUUCCCUCGCCCCACCUUCCCUGGCAGCACACCUUCCCUUCACCAUCACCCGCUCUUCCUCUUUACCUCGCUCUCCCGCCCUCUCCCUCCCGCAACAGCCUAGCGGCGGCGGACAGCAAGGUGACGGCGUCGAGCACGAGCAAUGUGCGGCUGGGAGCUCACCUUCCCUUCACCGUCCGCCGCACCUCCUCUUAA
This is a messenger RNA of Closterium sp. NIES-65, 447 nucleotides long. NCBI's taxonomy places the organism in Eukaryota, Viridiplantae, Streptophyta, Zygnematophyceae, Desmidiales, Closteriaceae. The record is from the annotation of a GenBank genome assembly.